AUGGUGAUCAUUAUUCCAAUAGUUGUAAAAUUCGUCGGAGCCAAGAAGAAACCAGUCGUCACUCGUAUUUCAACAACAACAACAACAACGACGGUUUCAACAGCAAUGACAUCAAUAACAGGAAAUGUGAAAAAUUCCAUGUGGAAACAAGAUGGAGUUACAGUAGCUGGAGGAAAUGGACCGGGCGAUCGAACUGAUCAGUUAAAUAGUCCUUUAGGUUUUACAAUCGAUGAUAAUUUGACACUUUAUAUUGUCGAAGAGACAAAUAAACGAGUUAUCAAGUGGAAAUUCAAUGCAACGAAUGGUGAAGUUAUUGUUGGAGGAAUCUUUCCCAAUGAGAAACUGAUGAGAUUAGCUCAUCCGAUUGAUGUUGUUAUCGAUGAAAAUGAUCUUAUUGUUUGUGAUUUUGGAAAUAGUCUAUUAAUCAGAUUAUCUUAUGUUAAUUUUGAUUAUGAAUUAGGAUUUUUGCUCGAUUGUCCAUGUUUUAGUUUAGCAAUUGAUCUUCAUGGAACGAUAUUCAUUGUUGAUGUUGUUGGAAAUGCGAUUAAACAAUGGAAAAAAGGAGAAUUUCAAGCAAGAAUAAUAGCAGGUGGAAAUGAUCGUGGAAAUGGUUUAAAUCAGUUGAAUGAACCUCAAUAUUUAGGCGUUGAUCGAGAUUCUUCACUUUAUAUCUCAGAUACAUUUAAUAAUCGAAUUAUGAAAUGGAUUCCAGAUGAAAAAGAAGGUGUUAUCGUUGCCGGAGAAGGUGCAGAGAAUAAUCUCACAGAUUUAGCUUAUCCAGCUGGAUUAAUCCUUGAUGAUUUUGAUAAUAUUUAUGUAAUUGAUAGUGGAUACGUACGAGUAACACGUUUUGCUUUGAAAUCUCGAGAAAAAACCGUUAUUGUUGGUGGAAGUCGAGCGGGAAAUGCUUCGUAUCAAUUACACGACCCACAAAAGAUUUUAUUCGAUCGAUAUGGAAAUCUUUAUGUUGCUGAUUCUUUCAAUCAUCGAAUACAAAAAUUCUAUCUUAACAAUUGA
This is a messenger RNA of Adineta ricciae, 1017 nucleotides long. The record is from the annotation of a GenBank genome assembly. NCBI's taxonomy places the organism in Eukaryota, Metazoa, Rotifera, Eurotatoria, Adinetida, Adinetidae.